CGCGUUCAACUCUCAUCGCGAACUUGCUGGACUCCCGUAGACGCAUCCUCUGCGUACAAGGAACAUGUCAACGAUAGACCUGAAGACUGCAGUAGCUUACCUCCGGGAGAUGACCGGUCUCAUCGACGGCUCUGAUGAAUGUAAUACGAUAGAAACGGCAGACACUCUACUCGCCGAGAAGGAAGAGAAAAGGAGACAAGAACUCGAAGAGGCGACAGCCAAAUACAAAGCCCAAGCGAAACUAUUGGAACAAGCUCGCAAGUCGGCGACCCGCCCAGCGUCACUUCCUACGGCCGAGGCACACGCCGCAGCUAUGAACGAGCUCGAGGACGCGCGUAUUAAUCUGCAGAAGGCGACGAGCGAUCUGGACGACAAGCAAAUGGCGACGCAGGCUUCACUCGCACUCUGGAGGAAGAAACUGGCAAGCUUGAAUGAGCUUGACCAAGUAUCGCAACAUCUGGAAGAUGUUGACUCGUCUGUCCUGCGUCUACAACUCUUCCGCGGUCUUGGCUUCGAGCCGUUGUUAGACGACGACCAUCGCGUUCUGAAGAUGCUCGUCCGCUCUCACUUCGACGAGGACAUCUACCCUGUCGAAAUUGAGCGGGACGACGUCAGCUACGCUAAUGAGCUAUGGAGUUUGGCGGGCACCCGAGGGGCGACUGCAUGACGGUGUUCUUUCUUCUGUAUUCGUCUGUUAUGUUAUACCCUGUCUUCGCAUACUACUACCCAAAACUCAGACCAUCCAACUCAUCCGGGAACAGCUUCCGUCCGUUCUCUUGACCAGCC
Schizophyllum commune H4-8 is the source of this 786-nucleotide messenger RNA. RefSeq lists its product as uncharacterized. The coding region runs from base 65 to 667 and encodes 200 amino acids. The transcript has 5 exons. The record is from RefSeq and is a predicted model, not a curated record. NCBI's taxonomy places the organism in Eukaryota, Fungi, Basidiomycota, Agaricomycetes, Agaricales, Schizophyllaceae.